AUGGCUAUUGAAAUCGCCAUAGAUAGGGGUGGAACGUUCUGCGAUGUUAUCGCCAAAAUUCCAGGUCAAGAUGACUACGUCUUUAAACUUCUCUCGGUUGAUCCUAAGAACUAUAAAGAUGCCCCAACUGAAGGUAUAAGAAGAGUAUUAGAGAAGGCUGGUGGCGUCACAAUUCCCAAGCUGGCUAAGUUGAACCUCGACUCUAUUGGAUCCAUUAGAAUGGGUACAACCGUUGCCACAAAUGCCCUUUUGGAAAGAAAAGGUGCAUCUGUCGGUUUGAUAACCACGAAGGGCUUCAAGGACGUCUUGUCCAUUGGUAAUCAGACAAGACCAAACAUUUUCGACCUUACGGCCAAAAAGUUGGGGCAAUUGUACCUGAAAGUCAUUGAGGUGGAUGAAAGAGUUACCAUUGAAUCAUUUUCAGAGGGUGGUGGUGAUAAGUUAGAUUGGUCAAUUGACGCUGACGAAGCUCUUACGACUGGUGUUACGGGAGAUGUGGUCAGAGUAAUAAAAAAGCCAGACUAUACUAAAAUCAAGUUACAAUUGCAAGAGUUAUAUGACGAAGGGUCAAUCAAGGCACUUGCACUUACUCUUCUUCAUUCUUAUGUGUAUCCAGAGCAUGAAUUGGAGAUUUCUAAAAUUGCCAAAGAGAUAGGUUUCCAGGUGUCUGUUUCUCAUGAGCUUCAACCAAUGAUCGGUAUGGUAAACAGAACAUCAUCCACUGUUGCCGAUGCAUACUUAACACCAGUGAUAAGUGAAUAUAUUCAAAAUUUUGGUGCAGGGUUUGAAGGUGGACUUGAAGCUUUCGGAAACAAGUUGUUAUUUAUGCAGAGUAAUGGUGGAUUGUGCCCAUGGUAUAAAUUCACCGGUUUAAAAGCAAUCUUGUCUGGUCCAGCUGGGGGGAUGGUUGGGUUUGGAGAAACCUGUUUCGACAGUAAAACAGGCUUGGCCACCAUUGGAUUUGACGCUGGUGGAACUUCCACUGACGUUUCUCGUUAUAAUGGGAAUUUGGAACAUAUCUAUGAGACUGUUGUGAGUGAAGUUAAUUUGCAAACUCCUCAGUUGGAUAUUUCAACAGUCGCCGCUGGGGGUGGGUCCAUAUUAUUUUGGAAAAAUGGGAUGUUUGUUGUCGGUCCAGAGCUGGCAGGUUCAGACCCUGGUCCUGUUUGUUAUAGAAAGGGAGGCCCAUUGACUGUUACUGAUGCCAAUUUGUACCUUGGUAGAUUAUUGCCUGAAUAUUUCCCAAAGAUUUUUGGUCCUAACCAAGAUUUGGGAUUAGAUUUGGAAUUGACCAAGCAGAAGUUUGAGGAAUUAACCAAAGAAAUUAAUGAAUCGAAGAAAACCGGAGGAUCUCAUCAGUUAAGUGCUGAAGAAGUUGCCCUUGGUUUCUUGAAGGUUGCCAUUGAACAAAUGUGUAGACCAAUUAGAACGCUCACGGAGGCCAAAGGAUUCAACACUUCUGAACAUAACUUGGCAUGUUUUGGAGGGUCCGGUGGUCAAUUUUCCAUUGCAUUGGCUAGAAAUUUGGGAAUUACGAACGUUGCUAUUCACAAGUAUUCCUCUUUGUUAUCUGCUUAUGGUAUCUAUUUGGCUGAUAUAGUAAUUGAAAAACAGUCACCUCUUUCCAUGACCUUCGAAUCAGCAAAUUUCGAACAAUUGGAUGCUAGGAUAGAGUAUCUUGUCUCUCAAGCAUACAAAGAGUAUGAAAAUCAAAAUUUGACUCAAUUCUCCACCAGAUUAGAAGUAUACUUGAAUAUGAAGUACAACGGAUCUGACACUCACUUAUUAAUCCCUAAAACUGCAAAUGAAUAUAAUGCUGACCAACUAUUUAUUGAAAGACAUCAGGCUGAGUUUGGCUUCAGUAUGGAUAGGAAAGUAUUGGUGGACGAUAUUCAAGUCUUGUUGGUAGUUGAAAGUAAAGAUAAAUCGGUGCAUAACCCGUACGAGGAAUAUGAUCAAUUGGAAGGCACCUUAACUCAAGUUGAUUCCAAGGUGUCUUCAGGUACGCAAAAGAUUUAUUUUGAAAAAGUUGGCUGGGUAGAUUCAGGAAUUUAUCAAAUUGGUGAUUUACUGAAGGGUAAUAGAAUUGAAGGACCAUCUAUUAUUAUUGAUGACACCCAAACUAUUCUUGUUGAACCAAUGUCUGAAGCUAUCGUACUUUCUAAUCAUAUUCUCAUUAAAGUUAUUCAUACUAGUAAAUCAUCUACAGUGAACUCUUUAUCAUCUACAGUUGUUGACCCUGUUCAACUUUCUGUCUUUGGUCAUAGAUUUAUGUCAAUCGCUGAACAAAUGGGUAAGACUUUGCAACAGACAUCUAUUUCUACCAAUAUUAAAGAGAGAUUAGAUUUCUCAUGUGCUGUUUUCGAUGGUAAUGGUGAUCUUGUGGCCAAUGCUCCACAUGUCCCUAUCCACUUAGGAGCUAUGUCAUUUGCUGUUAAAGCACAAAUGAAGAUUUGGGAAGGUAAAUUAAAACCUGGGGAUGUAUUGGUUAGUAACCAUCCAAGUGCUGGUGGAAGUCACUUACCAGAUAUAACAGUGAUUACCCCAGUUAUAAAUCCGGAGACGAAUGAAGCUAUCUUUUGGACUGCUUCAAGAGGUCAUCAUGCUGACAUUGGUUCUAUUACUGCUGGUAGUAUGCCUGCAAACUCUAAGACAAUUUUCGAAGAAGGAGCAGCUAUUGUAACUCACAAAUUAUGCAGUAAUGGGAAAUUUGACGAAGAAGGUAUUACCAAAUUGUUGUUAGAUGAACCAGCUAAGUAUCCAGGAUGCUCAGGUACCAGAACUCUCAAUGAUAACUUAUCGGACUUGAAAGCCCAGGUAUCUGCAAAUUACAAAGGUAUCUCCCUUUUGAAUAGAUUGAUUGAUGAGUUUAGUUAUGAUAUUAUCAACCUUUACAUGCAAGGUAUUCAAUCUACUGCUGAAUUGUCAGUAAGAAAUUUAUUGAAAGAAGCUUACAAGAAGUUCCAGGGUCACAAUUUGAAGGCUGUCGACUAUUUGGACGAUGGUACUCCGAUUGCCUUGGAAAUUCAGAUAGACCCUGAAACUGGCGAUGCUGUUUUCGAUUUCAGUAAAUCCGGGGAUGAAAUAUAUGGUAACUUAAACGCUCCGAAGGCCAUUUUGAAUUCUGCCGUUUUAUACGUUCUUAGGUCAUUGAUUAGUACAGAUAUUCCAUUAAACAAUGGAUGUCUUAGACCAAUUGAUGUCAUCACUAGGCAUGGGUCUAUAGUGGAUCCUUCCUUCGAAGCAGCAGUUGUAGGAGGAAAUGUCGAGACUAGUCAAAGAAUAGUUGAUGUAAUCCUUAAGGCAUUUCAAGCUGCUGCUGCUUCUCAGGGUACUUGUAACAAUUUUACAUUUGGUACUAACGAUAAGGAGAAAAAUAUUUCUUUUGGAUAUUACGAAACUAUAUGUGGAGGUUCAGGUGCUGGGCCUACAUGGAAUGGACAGAGUGUAGUGCAAUGUCACACCACUAACACUCGUAUCACUGAUGUUGAAGUAUUCGAGAAAAGAUAUCCAGUUAUCGUCCAUGAAUAUUCCAUUAGAAAGGGUUCUGGCGGUAGUGGAUUGUUUAAAGGUGGUGAUGGUGUAAUUAGAGAUGUGGAAUUCACUCUUGAUAACUUACAAGUUUCAUGUUUAAUGGAAAGAAGAGCAUUGGCCCCAUAUGGAUUAUUAGGAGGCGAAGAUGGUGCCAGAGGGUUAAACUAUUGGUUAAGAAAGAGUGAGACUAAUCCUAACGAAUAUAGACAUAUCUCAUUGGGAGGUAAAUGUACUGUCCAGGUUGCGAAAGGUGAUAGGGUGAUCAUUAACACUCCAGGUGGUGGUGGAUAUGGAGCAGUACCUAAGUCUAAUGGAGAAAAACCAAAUGGAGAUAAUUCAAUUACCCAAUUUGAUUAUAAUCUUACUGGCUCCACGCCAGCCAGAUUAACUGGGUCAUUAGCCAUGCGCAGUUUAUUACAAGAGAGUAAUUAA
This is a messenger RNA of Dujonia railenensis, 3966 nucleotides long. The record is from the annotation of a GenBank genome assembly. NCBI's taxonomy places the organism in Eukaryota, Fungi, Ascomycota, Pichiomycetes, Serinales, Debaryomycetaceae.